Molecule: messenger RNA, 1371 nt
Organism: Coprinopsis cinerea okayama7#130
Lineage: Eukaryota; Fungi; Basidiomycota; Agaricomycetes; Agaricales; Psathyrellaceae
Product: protein kinase subdomain-containing protein PKL/ccin4
Exons: 5
Coding region: 1-1371 (456 amino acids)
Biological process (GO): protein phosphorylation
Molecular function (GO): ATP binding; protein kinase activity
Source: RefSeq, a predicted model, not a curated record
AUGCCGGUCCCAUCGACAGUCCCAGAAAACGAGGCGCUGCCCUUGUCUCCUUCUCUACCGUCUCAAUCGUCUCCGAUCCACGGAUUUACUCCGACGGAAAUCUUGUUUCUUGAAGGACCAGUGACCGUCAGAGUCGGCGACAUCCUGUACUGGAUGCACCGGGAGGUCUGUACACGGCUACCGAGCAUCGCUGCUCAUCGGUCCGCUCCUACCGUCCCUUCUAGCGGGACACAGGCCGAACACUGGACCCGGCUAUCAUGUAUGCGACCGUUACAUUGCCCUUCGACUCGCAUCUACGAGCAUUUAUGUUUUGGUAUUUUCAUGGCCUUGGCUAACAGACACCAUGGUGACGGCGUCUGGGUCGGGAAAGGAAUGAAAAAAUACACGGAUGUCGAGCCGGAAGUCGAGCUAGACGUCCACUUUACACAACAAGGUUUCCCGCUCGUGGAGGGUAUGCCGGACGAGUUGAACAAUGUAGUAACUGCCGUGGAAAUGAAGACAACUCGUUCCAGCAACGACCCCAACAACAGGUCGUUGAUCAACGGCGGAACGAUGACGAAGGUAGCGAUGGAAAUUCGCGACCAGGUGAGUACGGGCGGGGCAACGUGGCUCCUCAAAUGGCUCCAUCCCGACAAGCCAUUCGUCAUCCACGGGUUUUCGGUUGCUCCCGCCCACCUCGCCCCCAUCACUUCCAACGGCAGCGAGUACAUCGCCAUCGGUUCCGAUGUCUUGGACAUCACCGACCGCUUCCCUGUUGUCGCGGAGAACAAAAGAAACUGGCUCGAGUAUAUCGACAAACUCGCCGCUUUCACUCUGGCCGUGGUCUAUUCGUAUGACACAGAUAUCGCAGACGCUGUGAACAGCCGCUUCCCGGACCAAAAGGGACAGAUCGACGCUUACGAGGCCUGGUUCUCUCUCGGAUUAAAAUUGCCUCCCGCUUCGAGCAUUCACGAAUCUAUCGAGAACAUUGUCUUUGUAUAUUCUCGUUGGGGCAUCACAAUUGUCGUAAAAGUAUUCGGAAAUCCGACGACGUAUGCCAACGAACUCUUAUGUUACCGUCGUCUGGAGAAACUGCAAGGUGCAGGAAUUCCAGUGCUCUACGCCACUGGCAGUGUGGGUACACGACCCUGCCUUGUGCUGUCGUACGAAGGCCAGAAACUUCGAGAAGAUCCUACCGAAGAAGAGAGAGCCGCUCUCCAACCAGUUAUCGAUCACAUGCACCAAUUGAAGGUUCACCAUCACGACCUUCACCCACAGAAUGUCGUUCGAAACGGGGACGGCAAACUUACUCUCAUCGAUUUUGGCUUCUCGGGGCCCUGUACGAGAGGUGGUGACUGCAGCGAUGAGUGGGAACUGGAUAACUACUAUUGA